AUGGGCGGCGCCGCCGGGCCCCUUCCCGGGGUUCCGCCGCCGGACCUGGCGGCGGUGUGCGUCACCGGCGCCACGGGGUACAUCGGGUCGUGGCUCGUCCGCUCUCUUCUCCGGCGGGGAUACCCUGUCCACGCUGCUUCCAGAGACCUCCGUAAGCGUUUCUCCACUCUGUUCCCCUCUCCCUUCUCCUUCACCGGCGGCGCCGCCGGUGAGGCGGUUGCCGGCGCCGGAGACGACGCCACCAAUAGGGUAGAGACUGUGGGCUCUCAGGCUCAAUGAUCUCUUCGGCCCACUUAACAGGGAAGGCAGAGCAGCUCCGGGAUUCGGCGUGGGGCGGCGCCGCCUCCCAACGGCUGAAGCUCUUCAGAGCCAUCAUGGAGGAGGAGGGGAGCUACGACGAGGCGGUGGAGGGCUGCGUCUGCGUCUUCCACGUGGCCGCCUCCAUGCAGUUCAGCGUCCCCCCCGACGCCGCCGACCAGGGUAACCCGCCGCCGGCUGAGAAAAUUCCUAUUCCCCUCCACCGCCGUCCUUCUUCCUCUCAUACCUUCCUCCGUUGACCUUGCUGGCAGACGGCUAUGUCCGCCGGCAGGUCCUGCAGCCGGCGGUGGAAGGGACGCUCAACGUGAUGCUCUCUUGCCGGAGAGCUGACUCUGUAAAAAGGGUGGUCCUCACCUCCUCCAUCAGCACCGCCACCGCAAGGAACUCCUCCGGUGGGUGGAACCCCCUCGUCGACGAGUCCUCUCUCGUUUCCGUCGACUCCAUCUGGAAGGAGAAGCCCCCCGGUUGGGUAAUGUCGCCGAUAGCUCUCUCCCUCCCUCCCUCUCUCUCCCUCCCUCCCUCUCUCUCCCUCUCUCUGUCUCUGUCUCUCACUCUCCCUCUGUUUCUCUGUCUCUGUCUCUCUGUCUCUCUGUCUCUCUCUCUGUCUCUGUCUCUCUCUCUCUCUCUCUCUCUCUCUCUCUCUCUCUCUCUCUCUCUCUCUCUCUCUCUCUCUCUCUCUCUCUCUCUCUCUCUCUCUCUCUCGAUCUCGAUCUCUAUAUCUCCGACCCUGGUUGACUCGCAGGCCCCCUAGGGGCAGGGAGAUGGGUAGUAGCCCACCUCCCCCGUUAAGCUCAAGUUCUCUCUUUCUCUCUCUCUCCCGUUCAUGGAUUGGGUGGUGCAGGCGUACGCGCUCUCCAAGGUGAUGACUGAGGAGGCGGCGCUGCGCUUCGCCGGAGAGAGCGGGAUGGAGCUGGUGGCGGUGGUGCCGACGACGGUGGCGGGGCCCUUCCUCACGCCGGAAGUCCCGGUGAGCCUCCGCGUCCUCUUAUCGCCGAUAACCAGUAAGUACGCUUCCGCCAUAGCCGUGCGCGAAAGAUCUUCUCUUCUCGCCGCUGAUCGCCAUCGCCGGUGAUGCCAGAGGAACCCUUGCUCUACCCGAUCCUCCUCGCCGUCAAUUCCAGAAUGGGCUCCAUCUCUCUGGUGCACAUUGAGGACCUGGUAGAGGCUCAGAUAUUCCUCAUGGAGGCGGCGGUGGCGGAGGGCCGGUACAUCUGCUCCGGCGGGAGCUGCAGCAUGGACACGCUGGCGGAGCUGCUCUCGUCGGAAUAUCCGCCGUUCGACGGCGGCGCUUCGGCGCCGCAGCCACCGCCGCCGCUGCCGGCGGCGAUCUCCACGAGGAGAUUGACGGAGCUGGGGUUCCGGUUCACGCACGGGGUCAAGGAGGUCGUGAGGGAGACAGUGGCCUGCUGUGUCCGGGUCGGAUUCCUGAGGAAUCCCGAAGCCGUUUGCUCGUCCAGUUCCCAGGAAUGA
Spirodela intermedia is the source of this 1788-nucleotide messenger RNA. Lineage: Eukaryota; Viridiplantae; Streptophyta; Magnoliopsida; Alismatales; Araceae. The record is from the annotation of a GenBank genome assembly.